AGUCUUAAAUAGUUCAUUAGUAAAACUGACCAAUAAUAAUAAUAGUUCCUUUCUUUUAAUUUUGUUUUUUUAGUGCAUUUAAAAGUGACUUUCAAACUGAAAUUAACCAAUUACUCAUAAUUCAACUACACUGUUCUACUGUUUUUAAAAAAAGCUUAUAAAUGAAACUAUAAAGAUUAUAGGUAAGAAAAAUAAGUGAAACGAUGCACUGGCCUUGUAUCGCUAAUCCACAAUGUAAAGGAUAUUUUAUUUAUCCGCAGGGAAGAAAUUCUCAUCAAAUAGCGUGUAAUUAUGCCUUAAAACAUCGUAUACAUCGAUGGAAAUUAGGCAUAAAAAAGAAAUAUGGAUUUAUUCAAGAAAGGAAUUAUUUAAUUAAUGAUGAUGAAAUAGGCUGUGUUAAAUUAUCACGUAUGAAUAUUCCAACAUACAAGAGACAAAAUAUUCUUAACUAAAUUGCAAUAAUUAUGAGAAUCUAUGUAUAGAUAAGUUCUUUUUUUUGUUAGAUUAUUUAAUUAUUAUUCAUUGUUAAUUUUCACACUUUGAGUAUUUUCAUCUGGAUACCUUUUUUAAUUUGCUCGUUAUUUUUAUUUUUGAGAUUAGUAGUCAUCAGACUAAUUUUAAUGUAAAUUCAAUGUUCAAUAAAUAUUGUUUUACUAUUCCAAUAAGAAAAGUAUGUGAUAUUAAUGGCUUAAUUUUUCGAAUUGUUUCACAUAAGCGUCAAAAAUAUAUUACCUUUAUGUAACUGGAGAAAUUUAUGCCGAAAUGUGAAUAAUACUCAAUUGUUAAGAUACAG
This is a messenger RNA of Trichobilharzia regenti, 793 nucleotides long. The record is from the annotation of a GenBank genome assembly. Lineage: Eukaryota; Metazoa; Platyhelminthes; Trematoda; Strigeidida; Schistosomatidae.